CACCUUACUUAAGAAAUGGUGGGUGUGAACACAGCUGUAGAGAAAGCAGAUGUUGAGUCUCCCACAAUAAACUCCCAUGAUAUAAGUGCAGCACAACCCUCGACACUCAGCACUCACACAAUGGCACUCUGUUUACUUCUCCUUGCUGCUGCCCUGGCCUUCACUGCAGCCACUAAUGUAGAGGAUUGUGGCUCCACUGCAACCAUUAGUAACCUGAUAAUCACCGGCUGUGAUGUGCCUCCCUGCCACUUCCAGCGAGGCACGAAUAUAACAGUGGACAUUGACUUGAAGAAUAAUGAAGCCACCAGCAAGCUCACCACCAAAGUCACGGCAACCCUCGCUGGGGUAGAGGUGCCAUGGACGGGUGCUGACCCUAAUGCCUGUGACAACCUCACAAAGGGAAGCUGCCCCCUGGAGGCUGGGGAGGAGAGCCACUACAAAGCCUCAGCUCCUGUCCUUAAGUCAUACCCACCCGUGAGUGUUAUUGUUACCUGGAAGCUGGUCGCUGAUUCCGGGAAGACUACCAUCUGCUUCAUUGUUCCUGCGACUGUUGUUUAACAGCACUCCUGCCUCUCUAUACAUUACUCUACCUGUCUGACACAACUGCAAAUAAAUAAAUACUGUACAAA
Molecule: messenger RNA, 629 nt
Organism: Scylla paramamosain (green mud crab)
Lineage: Eukaryota; Metazoa; Arthropoda; Malacostraca; Decapoda; Portunidae
Product: NPC intracellular cholesterol transporter 2 homolog a-like
Exons: 4
Coding region: 16-558 (180 amino acids)
Biological process (GO): intracellular cholesterol transport
Molecular function (GO): sterol binding
Source: RefSeq, a predicted model, not a curated record